This is a messenger RNA of Dromaius novaehollandiae (emu), 1532 nucleotides long. Its product is annotated as homeobox protein HMX2-like. NCBI's taxonomy places the organism in Eukaryota, Metazoa, Chordata, Aves, Casuariiformes, Dromaiidae. Gene Ontology annotation, cellular component: nucleus. The record is from RefSeq and is a predicted model, not a curated record. The transcript has 2 exons. Gene Ontology annotation, biological process: regulation of transcription by RNA polymerase II. Bases 27 to 803 code for a protein of 258 amino acids. Gene Ontology annotation, molecular function: RNA polymerase II transcription regulatory region sequence-specific DNA binding; DNA-binding transcription factor activity, RNA polymerase II-specific.
AGUCCUGCGGCUCGGCGCGGCUCGGCAUGGUGCAGCUCGGCGGUGGCCGCGGAGCCCCCGCAGCGGCCCCGGCCGCGCCGCCGGCCUUCAGCAUCGACAGCAUCCUGCAGCCCGGCCCCCGCCCGGCCCGCAGCCCCGCGCGGCCGCUGCCCGAGCGGGAGGAGGAGGAGGAGGACGAGGAGGAAGAGGGGCCCGCGGAGCGCGACCCCAGCAAAGGCGCCGGCAGCUCGGGCAGCGAGCCCGGGCGGCUCCCCGCAGACGGGCCUGCCGGCCGCCUCGGCCCGCGCCCCGAGGGCAGCGGAGGGGCGGGCUCGCCGCCGCCGCAGGGGCCGCGCUGUGGCCCGGAGGAGGCCGGAGGAGCCGCAGGCUGCGGCAAGGAGAGCAGCAGGUCGGCGGCCAGCAAGAAGAAGACGCGCACCAUCUUCUCCAAGAGCCAGGUCUUCCAGCUGGAGUCCACCUUCGACGUGAAGCGCUACCUGAGCAGCUCGGAGCGCGCCGGCCUGGCCGCCUCGCUGCACCUCACCGAGACCCAGGUGAAGAUCUGGUUCCAGAACCGCCGCAACAAGCUCAAGAGACAGAUGUCGGCCGAGCCGGAGGGUCCGGGCCCGGGCCCGGCGGAGCCCCCCGCGGAGCCGCUGCCCCCCGCCGCCCUCCCCUUCCCGGCCCUCUACAAAGACAGCACCUUCCUCAGCCGCUGCCUGCUGCCCGUGUCCUUCCCCCUGCUCUGCCCGGGCAGCGCCGUCCCCUACCUCUGCCUCCCCAGCCCCGGCAAGUACUUCAGCCUCCUGGACGGGGACGUAUAGCCGCGCCGCCGCCCCCUCCCGGGCCUCUUCCCCCGCUCCCCGGGCCGCGGAAAUCCGCCGACGCCGCUUCUCCGCCCGGCGAGGCCGUGGGGCGCCCGCCCCCCCCCCCGCGCAGGGCACCCGUGGAUCGCUGCUCCGCGCGGGGGCACCGGCCGCCUCCCGCCCCCGCCCCGCCGGCGCCCGGGCUCGGGGAGCCGAUGCCCCGCAGCCCGCGGGACCGUCGACGGCACCGUGCAACCGUGUCGCCUUCCAUGCGGCGGCUUAAAAGCAGAGGCCAGGAUGCCCUGCUGCAUCUCAAACGCUCCACCUGUAACACCCCCAAAUUAACUGCCCCCCAUGACAUUAUCAAAGAGUAAACACCUCUGCUCGAAUCUGGCUCUCAAGCCGUGGCUUGCCUGAUUUUAUUUUAUUUUUUUCAAAAAAGACAAGCUCUCUCUCCUUUUUUUUUUUUUUUUUGCUAACCCCUCUGAAAUCUUGUGGGACAGUUUUGUCUAUCCUAGAGUAACGAAAUGUUGGGUUUUUUUUUCAAUAGGUUUCCAAACUCAUUUAUCUUCCUUUCGUUUUCAAGUUCACACUCUUUAUACUCAAAGGUGGGAAAUAAGCCUUUUCUAUGAGGGAGCUGAAAUGCAUGCCUUUCCAAUACGGCUACUACUAGGCAGUGCAAAAAGAAAGAUGUUUCCUAGCGUGCAUCGAUGGCUUUUAUUUUAAAAAUAAAGGUUAAAAAUACAA